CCAUGGUUAAACCCCUCUGGGACAUGCUGUUACACUUCAUGGCGGCCUACCAGGCACUCCCUGGAUACAAUGCUAACAGGAUGCGUGACGAGACAAUAUGGGUGACCAUGGAUCACAUUGAUGGGGUCGACCCGUCCGUCCCCUGUCAAGACAAGGACUGCCGGUCUGAACCAGCUUUGGGGUGCGGUCCAUGGACCACAAUGUCUGCUGUCGGCCUCACAAUACAGAAAGGCGGUGGCGACCUUCACUCGGAUGGUGCAUCCCUGGAUCCGGAAGAUGCUCGCGAGGCACAUGACACACGCACCCGAAACCAGCGACAGGUUUUAUAACCUGGCGCGGGCGAGAGACUCGGCGUUCUUCGUGGCAGGAAGAAUUCGCAGUGCCAUGACCGACCAGUCGAAGCCAGAGACAAGCAGUUUGCCAACCGCCACUAAGUCUGCCUUCACCCCCUACUCGGCACCAGCAACAGUCAGCGCCUCGGCGACUUACACCCCUUCAGCGUCAGUGAACCCUAACCCUGUCUCCCAGCCGACAACACUUCGAGAGACAAGCAGUUUGCCACACGCAGCCUACUCCGCCUCAGCAUCCGUCAUCGCCUCCCCAACUUACACUCCUUCAGCGUCAGUGAACCCUAACCCUGUCUCCCAGCCGACAACAUUUCGAGAGGUAAGACUCUAAUCUUGAACAUGUUCUUUUCUCAUCAAAAUGAUAUCUUAGGAUGGUGUAAUACUUUCUGGAAAACGUCGUUAUCUUUAUUUCAUCCUU
This is a messenger RNA of Ostrea edulis (European flat oyster), 765 nucleotides long. RefSeq lists its product as uncharacterized. The record is from RefSeq and is a predicted model, not a curated record. Bases 121 to 678 code for a protein of 185 amino acids. The transcript has 3 exons. Lineage: Eukaryota; Metazoa; Mollusca; Bivalvia; Ostreida; Ostreidae.